AUGGCCCAAGCCAAAGCCAUUCAUCCCUCACCUUCACCAUCCACUAUACCCGAUAGAUUACCUUCCCUUUCACCUCGACCAUCCGCUGGUAGCAUCCGAAGCACAAGGAGUAGAUCAAGGUCUUCUUUAUCGGUAUCGCCUACAAGAGGAGGAUCACCAGCCCUUCGCACCUCAAGCAAAAACGAGUCCAAGGAGAACCUAAUUCCAAUCAAUAACAGUAAAAUGAAUGGUCACUCGCCUUCGUCGUCCAAGGUGGAUGGUAGUGGUGAUAACGAAAUGCGAAUAAGGAAGAAUCCACCUAGAUCAGCUAGACCAUCAUCAUUGGUGGACAACAUCAAUCAUCUCAAUACGUUACCUACCAUACCUGAUCCACCUACAGAAGAUUCAGAUAACACGUCAACAGUCGAAGAUGACACACAGAAAGAUUCACCUUCGAGUACGAAUACACAUAUACCUCCACCACCCGCACCUUCGACGCAGACUGGCACAGGGGAUAGGCCGGUAGUGACGAGAAAGAGGAGAUCAAGUAGUGUGAAAAGAAAACCUAGUCCAGGUGUGACACCGACAAAAGCUGUCGAUUGGGAGAUACCGAGAAAGACACUUCAUUCUUCUAUUGGCUUUCUGACUCUUUUCCUUAACCACCUCAAUCCACCGACACUUAAACCACUCAUAACGGUCCUCACCUCAUGUCUGAUCAGUGUAACGGUCACCGACUUCUUUCGACUUCAAUUCCCGGCAUUCGCAGAAAUAUGGGAAAACUAUUUGGGUUUCUUGAUGAGGGAAAGCGAAAGGAACAAGAUUAAUGGUGUGGUAUGGUAUCUGAUCGGAGUGAUCGCAGUGCUGUCGCUCUACCCGAGAGAUGUAGCUGUGGUAGCUAUAUUGACCCUAUCAUGGUCCGACACCACCGCCUCGACGAUUGGUAGAUUAUGGGGUAAAUAUACCAAACCGCUACCUAGCCAUGUUCCAGGUAUCAAAGCUUUGAAAUUCGCCCCAAGAAAAUCCUUAGCUGGUUUCUUAGCUGCGAGUGUCACGGGGUUCUUGAUUGGGAUCACCUUCUGGUGGAGUGGAAGUAAAGGUAGAUGGAUAGUAUUAGAUGUGGAAGAUUGGGGUCAUGGGUAUUGGGGAUUAUGGGUCACUGCUGCGGUAGUAGGACUGGGUGGUGCCGUGGUUGAAGCUUUGGACCUCGGAGUUGACGAUAAUUUGACUUUACCCAUCUUAUCGGGUGCGGUAGUUUGGGCUUGGUUGGCAGCUACCAACUUCCUCUUGAAGUAG
Kwoniella mangroviensis CBS 8507 is the source of this 1272-nucleotide messenger RNA. RefSeq lists its product as uncharacterized. The transcript is spliced from 4 exons. Gene Ontology annotation, biological process: phosphatidic acid biosynthetic process. Gene Ontology annotation, molecular function: ATP-dependent diacylglycerol kinase activity. The record is from RefSeq and is a predicted model, not a curated record. Gene Ontology annotation, cellular component: endoplasmic reticulum membrane. The coding region runs from base 1 to 1272 and encodes 423 amino acids. NCBI's taxonomy places the organism in Eukaryota, Fungi, Basidiomycota, Tremellomycetes, Tremellales, Cryptococcaceae.